Carya illinoinensis is the source of this 1900-nucleotide messenger RNA. RefSeq names its product hydroxymethylglutaryl-CoA lyase, mitochondrial. Gene Ontology annotation, molecular function: hydroxymethylglutaryl-CoA lyase activity. Gene Ontology annotation, cellular component: mitochondrion. Gene Ontology annotation, biological process: L-leucine catabolic process; ketone body biosynthetic process. The coding region runs from base 257 to 1624 and encodes 455 amino acids. NCBI's taxonomy places the organism in Eukaryota, Viridiplantae, Streptophyta, Magnoliopsida, Fagales, Juglandaceae. The transcript has 9 exons. The record is from RefSeq and is a predicted model, not a curated record.
CUGCUCGUUGUUGCGCUUUUGAUUGGAUUUUGUGUCGAUAUCUUGCUUUCGGGAGAGAGACAAUUUUUUUGGCUUCUUUUUAUUUCACGCAAAUGGCAAAUUAUGCUAGCCUACUCUUGAUUUUCUAUAAUUUCUCGUUUAACUCAAUGUCCAUGAAAGCUACUUGAAUUAUGUUUCUCUUUCCUUGUUUCUGUGGCAUUUUGAAGCUUUGCAGUUUGCAGCACCCAUCUACAAUAUAUGGCUUUUAGCAUGUGCUAUGUUUGACGUGGGCACUUACUUGUGGUGUGCAUUAAUUCCAGUUUCUCUUUCUUCUUCUACUUCAACCAUGUCGAGUUUGGAGGAACCACUUGGUCUUGACAAGUUGCCAAGUAUGAGUACUAUCGAUAUGAUUCAGAGGUUCUCUUCAGGUGCUUGCCGGCCAAGAGUAGAUGAUAUGGGAAUGGGGAACUGCUUUAUUGAAGGAAGGAGUUGCAGCUCAUCCAACAGUUGCACUGAAGAUUAUCAAGAGUAUUCGAAGGAAGCAUUCCCGUGGAAAAGGCAUACAAGAGACAUGUCCCAAGGUGAUUUUCUUAGUAGAAGGUCUUUGAGCUUAGGCCGAAACACCAUGGUAUUUGGAAAGGUUUGUGAUACACGGUACGUUCCAGACCAUCAAUACAACUCCAAUUGCAAUGGCCACGGCAUACGGGAGAUGCCAAAUAAGUAUUUGAAAGGUAUACCAAAGUUUGUAAAGAUAGUAGAAGUUGGUCCAAGAGAUGGAUUACAGAACGAGAAGAAUAUCGUCCCUACCUCUGUAAAGGUUGAAUUGAUCCAUAGGCUAGUAUCUUCUGGAUUGUCAGUGGUUGAGGCUACAAGUUUUGUGUCACCUAAAUGGGUUCCUCAGCUGGCAGAUGCGAAGGAUGUAAUGCGAGGAGUUUGUAAUUUGGAGGGUGCUAGAUUGCCUGUUCUGACACCUAACUUAAAAGGCUUUGAAGCAGCUGUUGCCGCUGGUGCUAAGGAGAUAGCAGUCUUUGCAUCAGCUUCUGAGUCAUUUUCAAAGUCAAACAUCAAUUGUACCAUUGAAGAGAGUCUUGCUCGUUACCGUGCUGUUACUCGUGCUGCUAAAAAGCUCUCAAUUCCUGUUCGAGGGUAUGUAUCGUGUGUAGUUGGCUGUCCAGUGGAAGGAGAAAUUCCUCCUUCAAGAGUGGCAUAUGUUGCAAAGAAACUGCAUGACAUGGGUUGCUUUGAGAUUUCCCUGGGUGACACCAUUGGAGUUGCUACACCAGGGGCUGUUGUUCCUAUGCUUGAAGCUGUAAUGGCUGUUGUUCCUGGUGAAAAGCUUGCCGUUCACUUCCAUGACACUUAUGGACAAUCUCUUCCAAACAUUCUUAUAUCCCUCCAAAUGGGAAUUAGCACAGUGGAUUCCUCUGUGGCUGGUUUAGGUGGGUGCCCAUAUGCUAAGGGAGCUUCAGGGAACGUUGCCACUGAGGAUGUUGUGUACAUGCUUAAUGGUCUUGGUGUGAAAACAAAUGUGGAUUUGGCAAAGCUUAUGCUGGCUGGGGAUUUCAUCAGCAAACAUUUGGGUCGCCCGUCUGGUUCGAAGACUGCCAUUGCACUGAACCGAGUGACAGAUGCCUCUAAAAUAUAAGAAAUUGCAGGUAGAUAAAUAUGUUUAUAUUUAUAUAUUUGAAGCAAGGUCGAGAAGGAGAUCUCAGGCUUACAUGGCAUGACUACUUUCUGUAUACUGCCCCAUAAUAAUAAAAACAAACAUAUAUAUUCUGGGGGUAAAGAAUCAUUGUUGUCCAAAUCUGCCAAUCACAUGCAGAAUUUGCCAAUUUUAGUAAAUAGGUAGCUUACCAUAUUUAGUUACUAUUUUUCCGAAGGAUUUGAAUCCAAGCAAUAUGAUCAGGUAUUUACCACACAA